Molecule: messenger RNA, 363 nt
Organism: Cinclus cinclus
Lineage: Eukaryota; Metazoa; Chordata; Aves; Passeriformes; Cinclidae
Gene: ACBD7
Product: acyl-CoA binding domain containing 7
Exons: 4
Coding region: 40-306 (88 amino acids)
Biological process (GO): fatty acid metabolic process
Molecular function (GO): fatty-acyl-CoA binding
Source: RefSeq, a predicted model, not a curated record
GACGGAGCGAGGCCGUUCCCUGCGCAUCCUCGCAGCAUCAUGACUCUUCAGGCUGACUUUGAUGGUGCUGCAGAAGAUGUAAAAAAAUUAAAAACAAGACCAACUGAUGAAGAACUGAAGGAAUUAUAUGGAUUCUACAAACAGGCUACUGUUGGAGAUAUUAAUAUUGAAUGUCCAGGAAUGCUAGAUUUGAAAGGGAAAGCCAAAUGGGAGGCAUGGAACCUGAAAAAAGGUUUAUCAAAGGAGGAUGCCAUGAAUGCCUAUAUAUCUAAAGCAAGAGCAAUGGUAGAAAAAUACGGAAUAUAGAAUAUUCAAAAUAAUUCCCACUAAUAAUUAACUCUUCAGUAGCUGGUGAACUAACUC